AUGUUGGAGCCGAUUGCCGCCGGUGAUAUUUCUUUGCUUUCCAAGCCGCUAUUCUAUAAACCUUCUAAUCACGCUCGGCUCUUCGAAGUCGAUGCCACGAGAGUACCUGGCCCAGAGCUUAUUGGUGCACCUCCCCUGGUACCCCUUGCUUCUGUCCUGGACCCUGCUGCUGUUGUAGAACCUGCUCCUAUCAUGGACCCUCCACCUGUCAUAGAACCUGCACCUGUCAUGGACCCUCCUCCUGUCGUAGACCCUCCUCCCGUCAUAGAACCUGUUCCUGUCAUGGACCCUCCUCCUGACGUCGUCCCUGACUUGGUCAUCCCAGCGCCUCAGCCUCCAGUCCUCAGGCGUCUCAUUACUGGCGUCACCGACGCAUCUCCGGCAAAGUUCCUCAUCGGCACCGAAAGUUCCUUCCCGGUCAGCCUCAUCCUCCUCCUGCAGACAAGUCAAGCAACCUCGUGUGACCUGUUCAUGCCAGCAGUGCCUCCGCCGCCUUCUCUGGUACCCUCGCCUUAG
Homarus americanus (American lobster) is the source of this 516-nucleotide messenger RNA. RefSeq names its product classical arabinogalactan protein 3-like. The record is from RefSeq and is a predicted model, not a curated record. NCBI's taxonomy places the organism in Eukaryota, Metazoa, Arthropoda, Malacostraca, Decapoda, Nephropidae. The coding region runs from base 1 to 516 and encodes 171 amino acids. The transcript is spliced from 3 exons.